UGUAGAAACACGGGAGAGCUUAAAAAAACUUAGUAUCAGUCUGAAGCGCGUUUAGUGACCUUCCUCGAUAUUAAUCUAGUAGAGAGAGUAAAGACUACAAAUUGGACAAGAUAUAAAGAGCAUGAAAGACUUUCUGAGAGWGAAAAAGCAAGAAUAACAAACACCAUUGCGGUAAUGGAUUACCUGUGCAUUCGAGUACAGAGYGUACAUGAAAAGKACCACCAAAAAACACCAACAUCAGAACCAAAACWACACUAGAUGCCAUUUCUCUGAGCAAACAAGUCAAGGUUGGACACAAGGAGGAUUACUUAGGAAUCAGUCUCGCGAGUUUUGAUUGAUAGACAGACGAAGACAGACAGACAAAACAGAUUAGGGACUGAUAAUCUGAGCCUGCGGGGACCAUUGACCGCUGAAAAUGGUUGACAAGUCACUGCAAACAUCGAAAAAUGAUUAGUUCAAUAAUGUAAACGUAAUUGUCGAUGAGAAGAGGUACUGCUACUGACCUGGAGUUUACUAAUACGCAAACAACAAGAAAUAAUGUUUUUGUCUGCAACAGUCGGCCUUACUUCAAGCAAAUCAUGUUUUGCUUCAUUGUCAAACGAUUUGAUUCAGCGAUUACCAGUCUUUGCCAAGAGAACAGGAAAUGUGAUGGUGUUCCAGAUAGAUUGGGAUGGAGGUAAGGCAUACUUAAGUUGGUCAGGAGGAAUGGCUUUAACCAGAUCUGAUGGCUUUGCUCAAGCACAAGGACCAAUGCUAGAACUUGGAAAAAAGUUUGCUGAUCUGAAUGGGAUUAAGAUGGGACAACAGGUUGUGGUCACACCUCUGGAAAACAUCCCAUCAUGCACUACAGUCCAUGUGGAUCCAUUGUCUGCUAAUGACUGGGAAAUUAUGGAAUUGCAUGCAGGUUUUAUUGAGGCCAACCUUUUAAACCAAGUAAGAGUUGUUUGGAGUAAUCAAGUGGUAGCUGUUUGGAUCAAUAAAAGUACAUCUAUUGUAAUUAAAAUUGGAAAACAUGAACCUGAUACUCCAUGUGUUAUGUUAGAGGAAUUCACUGAAGUGAUUGUUGCACCAAAACAAAGACAAACUGAGUCAUCAAAUCAACAAUUGUCAACAACAAUACAGCAUGGAUGCAAUCAAAAUGAAGUAUGCCAAGGAAGUCAACAAACCAGAAUGCUUGAUGGCAAUUUCAGCACAAGUUUAACUAGUAUAUGGAACUAUUUUUUCUCUAGAGAAGGAAUUGCAGUCCAUGAUAAUUGUGAAUUUUCAUCAGAAUCCAGAGAUAACAUUGAUAAUAACUCAAGUGACACAAAUGGUUUACAACAAUUAUUUUGUUGCAAGUCUAUAUUUGCAGAAAAGGCAAUUGAUCUGUGUUUACGAAGCCAAUCAGYGUUUCAUCCUUUGGACUUAAACAAGAAACUAGAAUUGUAUGCUCAGCAGUUUUCAUGUGUAUUUGUUAGUCCCAAUUCUCUUGGUUUGAGGUUUUUACAAUGCUGUAGACAUCAUAAGAACCACUGUAUUGAUGACRUUGAUGGUUGGUGUAAGACAGUAACUAUAAGAAAACUACUCUCUCCCAAAGAAAAAUAUGAACUAAUAAAUACAGAAAAGAGAAAGAACAGUAAGGAAGCAGAGUCAGUUCAAGAGAGCUCCAAAAAAGAGAUAAUUCUAAAACCAGUCACAGUCAGGAUGAUACUCUGUAAAAAUGUAUUACCUGGUAGUAUUAUUCUUCAUAAACAAUUACAAAAACAGCUUGGUUCAGGAGGUAUUUCAUGGUUCAGAAUUACUUACAGUAAAUGUAGACCACAGACAAUUCAAGGACUUAUAUUGCAUCCUCUUGCAGAUGGGGAAAAGUCUGGUGAAAGCAGUUSUAAAGUCAUUGUAGAUUCCUUCACAAAAUGGGUUGCCAUGAUAACCAGUGAGGAGUGUCCUUUCCAAAUAUGGAAUGGCAUGACAGUUUCAUUUGAUUGCAAUGGAAUAAUGCUAGAGUUUAUUCUUACUGUCUUGAGCCAAGUUGAACAUAAAAGUGAUGACAAUAACCCUCCUUACUAUUUACUAACACCAAGUGUAUUACAAGAUCUAACUGUAGUGGUUGGUGAACAGAAAUCAUUGCCUAAGCUAACUGCAUUGCUUUGGCAGGCACAAAUUGACAAUGCUGUACAAAUAAGCUGUGGCAUUAAUGACCUUGGAGGAUUUUCACAACCAUAUGACAAGUGUUUAAAGCAUUUGRUGGUUUGUYUAGAGAAAUGUCURCUAUCUUCACAUGUCAGUGGUGGACUGACUAAAGGACUUUCUAAUGGUGCAGUUCUUAUAUGUGGAAGUGGACGCCAUGCUGGGGAAGGAUGUGGCAAGACUUCUCUUGGUCUUGCUAUUUGCAAUAAACUGAACCAAUUGCCAAUAGGUGCCCAUGUGGUAUAUAUUGACUGUAUUCCUUUAAGAGGAAAACGAGUUGAGACUGUGCAAAGACAUUGGCAACAGGCAUUUCUAGAGGCAACUUGGUAUCAACCAUCUGUGAUUUUAUUGGAUAAUCUUGAUCAUGUGAUAUCUGCUCCCAGUCUUGCUCAGGAGAUGGGUGGGGAGGGCCUUUACAGACUGCGGCUUGUACAAGUUUUCAAGGAUCUUAUAACUUCAGAGAUUGUCAAUCAGAGCAAGAUUGCUGUCAUGGCAACAAGCAGGUCUCGUGACUGCCUCCAUGGGGCUUUGCAGUCUAGUCAUGGUGUGCACAUGUUUCAUUGUUGUGUAGAGCUUGGUUCCUUGAAUGAACAUCAAAGAUGUGAAGUACUUAUGAAGUUGAUAGAGAAAAGUAUUCCUGAUACCAAUUAUAAUGAACUAGAGAUAUUAAUGAAAUCAGUUGCAAGAAAAUGCGAAGGAUUUUCACCAAAAGAUUUGAAUGCAAUUGUUAAAAGAGCUUUACAUUUUGCUCUCAUAAGAAAUGCUCAUGAACAUCAGCAAGUGAGCCUGGUGUUAGAUGAUCUGAACCAAGCUUUAGCUGGAUAUAGACCUGCAUCAUUGCGAGGUGUACAACUACACAAGCCAGGUCACCAUACUUGGUUAGAUGUUGGAGGACUGCAUGAAGUUAAAAAAGCACUUGAAGAAACCUUACUUUGGCCAUCUAAAUACACAGGUUUAUUCAGUAAGUGUCCACUUCGUAUUCGUUCGGGUUUAUUGAUGUAUGGACCACCUGGUACUGGAAAGACAUUAUUGGCUGGUGUAAUAGCCAAUGAGAGUGGAUUAAACUUCAUUAGCAUCAAGGGACCUGAAUUAUUGAGUAAAUACAUUGGAGCCAGUGAACAAGCAGUGAGAGAUGUAUUUUCAAGAGCCCAGACUGCAAGACCUUGUAUAUUAUUCUUUGAUGAAUUUGAUGCUUUGGCUCCCCGACGUGGGCAUGACAGCACAGGUGUUACAGACAGAGUUGUCAAUCAGUUACUGACUCAACUAGAUGGUGUUGAAGGACUUGAGGGGGUGUUCCUUUUAGCUGCAACAAGUCGUCCAGGACUGAUUGACCCAGCAUUGUUAAGACCAGGAAGACUGGACAAAUGUGUUUACUGCCCUAUUCCAAACGAGUCUGAAAGACUUGAGAUACUCAAGGCACUGACACGUAGCAUUUCCCUUGAGGAAGAUGUGCACUUGAAAAUAAUAGCAGAAAGAUGUCAAGACUUUACAGGGGCUGAUAUAAAGGCUUUACUCUAUAAUGCUCAGCUUGAGUGCAUCCAUAGGAAAACAAGCAAACUAAAGCUGUAUGGAAGUAUCUAUGAUGGUGUACAUGUAGAAGAAGAUACAAAGCAAGUCAAUGAAGUGAAAACAGCUGUUAUCACUAUUUGUCAAGCAGACCUUGAAAAAGCAGUGUCAAUGAUGAAACCAUCAGUUUCUCCCAAUGAAAGACUAAUGUACGAAAGCAUGUUUGAUUCUUUCAUGAGAUCAAGAGGAAAUAGUUUUACAAGGAAUACACCUAUCAAAGGCAAAGCAACAUUAGCCUAAGCACACUUGAACUAAGAACACGAGACAAGACAAGUCAUUGAUCACUUACACCUGAUUUUGGGGAGCCAGACAAAUAUGACAUCAUUCUUCUGCUUAAGCCUGGUUUGAAAAUUCUAGUUAAAUUAAAAUAAAUUAAAUUCUAAAAAUUCUAGUUCAA
Exaiptasia diaphana is the source of this 4129-nucleotide messenger RNA. Its product is annotated as peroxisome biogenesis factor 1. The record is from RefSeq and is a predicted model, not a curated record. Gene Ontology annotation, cellular component: cytosol; peroxisomal membrane; peroxisome. The coding region runs from base 538 to 3972 and encodes 1144 amino acids. Gene Ontology annotation, biological process: protein import into peroxisome matrix. NCBI's taxonomy places the organism in Eukaryota, Metazoa, Cnidaria, Anthozoa, Actiniaria, Aiptasiidae. Gene Ontology annotation, molecular function: ATP hydrolysis activity; ATP binding. The transcript has 18 exons.